UUAACAACUCCAUACAUUUGUUCCCCUUUUUAAUGCAACUUCAGACUAAAGAAUAGUGACCAUUUCAAGAUGACUAGCUGUAUGUCUGUCGUAGUGCUGGUACUGGUGCCCCUUCUGUUUGGAGGGAGUCACUCGCAAAUAGUAGAAGGUCCUGAAAUCAUUCUUCAGGCCACGUAUGAGGAACCUUUAACAGCACCUCCAGGAUGUGAGGACUUACCCAGACCUGACUUUGGACCAUGCGCCAACUGUGACUGUGUGGUCGAUGCAGGAGUCGCUGGCUGGGAAUGUUCAAUGGUGGAUUGUUUCGACGUGCCCUGCGUAGACAAGAUUCCCAGGCCAGAACUAUGCUGCGCUGAUGAGUGUCCCAAUGGUCCAAACUGUGCAGUUAAUGGUGUCAUCAUCUCUGUUGAUGAAGUCAAACUUAUCAACGGUUCCAAGUGUUAUUGUGUCUAUGAGAUAGCGACCAUACCUCCUCGAGCAGUCUGCGACCCUAUAACGACAACGCCCAAACUGACAACUAGAAAAAUAACCACUACUAAAUCAACCACUACUAGAGCUACUACAAGGAAAAUCACUACUCCUAAACCUACCACUACUAGAGCUACUACAAAGACAACAAAGAAGACCACUAAAAAACCCAUCGGGAAACCUUAAAACUUAGGAAACAGAACCAUGGCGUAAUGUCUGUAUCAUUGGAAGCUAUUUUGAUCGCUGAAUACACUCACAAAUGAAAGUUUCUAAGAUAAUUAAAAAAUAAAAGCAUAUCAAUAUACAAAUUGUAUCAAGAAAAAUAAAAUAAAUUCAAUUUG
Molecule: messenger RNA, 809 nt
Organism: Biomphalaria glabrata
Lineage: Eukaryota; Metazoa; Mollusca; Gastropoda; Planorbidae
Exons: 4
Coding region: 70-654 (194 amino acids)
Source: RefSeq, a predicted model, not a curated record